AUGUUCGCACCAUUGACCGCCUUGACUGUUCUUGCCGCUGCGCUCGUCGCUCGCGCCGUCCCGACACCUAGCGAACCCGGCCCAGGAGACAUUUUCAACGAAGGCGCAACGUGCCGCAUUGUUUGGGGCGGCGACACCGGUACGACCGAAGACUGGAAGACCAUGAACAUCCAACUCAUGACUGGCGACAACUUUAAUAUGAUUCCUCUGACGACUCUUACCACCGUUGAUGGCACCAAGGCCGGGCAGUACGAGUACAAAUGUCUUGCGGUUGAGCCCAACUCGGCCAUAUAUUUCUAUCAGUUCUCCUCGCCUGUCGACCCCGAAAAGACGUGGACCACCAGAUUCACCAUUGCUGGCCCUAAUGGCGAAACCGUACCUCCUGCGAACGCACGCCAACCUGGUACUAACGACCCCAUCCCAUGGGGUGUUGGAAAGCUCGUAGACGAAUCUGCCGCAACACCGCCUCCCACUAUUGGUGGUGUCGCCGGCGGAGGUGCUCCUUCCUCUCAGGUACCUACUGGUGGGAUUGCCUCAGGCGCGCCAGCACCCUCCUCUUCUUCACCCUCAGCAGAACCAUCCGUCGAUGCCCAACCGCCCACUGUCGCACCCAGCUCGUCCCCCGUAGCUGUCUCGUCGAAUCCCUCAACGACGAAGAUACAAGCCGUACAAUCUCCCAUUAGCCGAAGCGCAUCUUCCUCGAGCGCCGCCGCCACAGGCUCAGCCGUUGCCGUCAACGAGAACGGCGCCAUGGGAGCUAUGGCCAUGCAUCCCCGUGUGUGGCAGGCAGCAUGUGCUUUCGCGUUGACUUUGCUUCUUUGA
Pleurotus ostreatus (oyster mushroom) is the source of this 822-nucleotide messenger RNA. RefSeq lists its product as uncharacterized. The coding region runs from base 1 to 822 and encodes 273 amino acids. The record is from RefSeq and is a predicted model, not a curated record. Lineage: Eukaryota; Fungi; Basidiomycota; Agaricomycetes; Agaricales; Pleurotaceae. The transcript has 3 exons.